AUGAAAGAAUGUGAUCAUAGUGAACUGAUGGCAUUCUUUGGACUUCUUUUUAUAGCUGGAGUACAGAGAUCAGGUCGACAGAACUUGAGCGAUCUUUGGGCUUCAGACGGCACUGGAAUAGAAAUUUUUCGUUUGACUAUGUCACAACGACGAUUCCAUUUUAUCCAGAGCUGUAUUUGCUUCGAUGACUUGGUUACUCGGGAUGUCAGGCAAUCAGUUGAUAAUUUAGCUCCGAUUCGAGACCUUUUUGAUGCUUUUGUUAGUAACUGUCAAAAUGCUUACAAGCCAGGAGAGUACCUAACGAUUGAUGAAAUGCUUGUAGCGUUUCGAGGAAGGUGUAAAUUUAGACAGUACAUUCCUUCGAAGCCGGCAAAAUACGGGUUGAAGAUAAUCGCCUUAGUUGACGCGAAAACGUUUUAUAUCACUAACCUGGAAAUCUAUGCGGGUAAACAACCUGAUGGACCUUAUGCUAAAAGCAAUAAACCAUUUGAUGUCGUUGAUCGCAUUGUUCAGCCUGUUUCAAAAACGAACCGCAAUAUAACGUUUGACAACUGGUUUACCAGUUAUGAGCUAGUGCUGCACUUACUCAAGGAGCAUCAAUUGACAAGUGUAGCAAUAAAUGCAGUAGCAUGGCGGGGUGGUGCGCGGGGCGGGGCAGACUGUGCCGGCGGCGGGGGCAAGCAGUCGUAUCGUUACCGCGCGUCGCGCCGCGUGUGCGUUCGUUUCGCGCCCGACGAAUUCGCCGCGAACACGGCCGAAAACGAGGGCCAAGUCAUGGUGUCUGUGGGUGCAUGGAGGCGCCGCACGCCCGACGAUUGCGAGGAGCGUUCCGAACCAGGAGCCUCCAGCUCAGCUGUUCCACGCGCGCCCCCAAACUGCGCGCGAUGCCGCAACCACAGGCUGAAGAUUGAGCUGAAAGGCCACAAACGGUACUGCAAGUAUCGCAACUGUCUCUGUGAAAAGUGUCGACUUACUGCAGACAGGCAGCGAGUGAUGGCUCAACAGACAGCUAUGAGACGUGCUCAGGCGCAGGAUGAAGCGCGCGCGCGUGCUCGAGUGACCGGAUUACAGCCACCAGGUGUUGAGUUGGACCAUCCCGAUCUGCCGCAAGUGAAGGCGCCACGGAGCCCGGUGAUACCGCCCGCCCCGUCGCGUUCGUUAGGCUCACCGAGCUGCGACUCUGUGCCUGGAUCUCCAGGAGUCUCUCCGUAUGCAGCGCCGCCGACGUCUGCGCCGCCUCAGCCUCUAAUGCCGCCGCUGCUACCACCGCAACAACCUGGUUAG
Messenger RNA from Arctia plantaginis, 1284 nucleotides. The record is from the annotation of a GenBank genome assembly. Lineage: Eukaryota; Metazoa; Arthropoda; Insecta; Lepidoptera; Erebidae.